CCCCAUCGUGUUGUCUCUUCCAACUCUACUGACCGGUUUCUUCGUUAUCCGCACUCUUUCCCGUCGCUCACUAUAGCUUGACCUAAACUUCACAGUCGCUCCCAAUGCACAGCCCACUGCCGGACGCGAGCGCGCUGGAAGCCGGUAUAAUCGAGGACGAGCGACCAUCGCGCCUUUCUCGCGUUCAGGACAACGUGCGGCAGCUCUUACGAGCCUCUGUCGUCAGCCCAGUCCGGAGUUCAUUCGCUGGACGCCACGUAUCACAUCAGCCAACUGUUGAAGAGGACCCGCAGCACGAAGACAUAGAAGGUGCCGCGCUGGCCGCAGAGACAGUCCUCACGCCACCUCCGGAAUCCUCAGGCGAAGACGAGAACGAGCAAUGUCACGGCGUACUUUUCCCGCCUCUGUCUUACACAGCCCAUCAGUCCACACUUUACAACACACGAGCCGUCGCAGCUCUCAACCAUCCGGACUUGAGCGACCCGUCACUCGCUGUGCUUCUCCAUCAGAAGACUGCGGAACGGCAACAGCGGGCUUGGAAGCGGUCGCGGAACCGGAAGCUCAGAUAUGCAAAUGGAGAGCAGUCUUCGGCAUCGCUGUGGAUCUUGUGCUUAGCCGCUGGACUGUUGCUUGCAGGCAUAGUAGCGACGUACCUCGCCAUCGCCACCUCAUCGACCGGUCUUUCAACGACCUUUCACGUCCUGUUCGUCUUAGGCAUACUGGCGGCAACCGUCAUCUUCGCACACACCAUCGUGCGGCUAUGCUUCUUCGUACCCACACUGCCACCUUCACCGAGAGUCUAUGUGGUUUCCCAACAGCAAACGAAACCCGGUCGGCACUUUGUACGACAUAGGCGCCGUCGACACCACCAUCACCACCAUCAACCUCACCGUCAUCACCAACCCAUGCCCCAACCAUCAGAGACCGUCGACUUCAUACCACCCACGCCAAUUCCCGUCCACGUCGCCGACGAUGCCAGCGUUCGUCCAGACUCACGCGAGGCACACCCCACCUCCGGCGUCGCCCGCGCAUCCCAAGCAUGGGACAAAGAAGCCCCCAUUCUCGCAAACCCACCACCAGCAUACGGCCGAUGGCGCGGCAGCGUCCGAGCCAACCCGGAUUUACUGCAUUGGCAAGCCGUGCCUUCGCCAGUAGACCCCGAUACGCCGGCUUUGCCCUCUCCCACAUACGAGGAGGCGAUGAAUGUGGAGCACUCGACCGGUCCGCCCAGUUAUGUCACGCGAGAUAGUCCGGCGAGACGGCGAGAGAUGCAGGAAGCCCGACCGCAGAUCGCGCGGGCGCAGACGGCGGAAAGGGUCGGCAGGCCGGAAAUGGUUGAGGCGAAAGGUGCAGGUGCAGGCGGAGGGAAUGUGUAG
Molecule: messenger RNA, 1376 nt
Organism: Baudoinia panamericana UAMH 10762
Lineage: Eukaryota; Fungi; Ascomycota; Dothideomycetes; Mycosphaerellales; Teratosphaeriaceae
Exons: 2
Coding region: 105-1376 (423 amino acids)
Source: RefSeq, a predicted model, not a curated record